AUGAUAUCGGAAGUUCAGAAGGGUGGCUUAAAUAUGCCCGGUAUUGAUUCAGAUCUAUGGUUCGCACAGGACCGGUGAUAUGUCUAAAAAAAUAUUUGGAAGACUAUAAAAAAGUCCGUGGGAAGUAUUUUUAAACGAGCUUAGUAUCCCUGUUGGUGGGAAGCUCAUAAUGCAUUGUAACUUUGAUACCUCUAAAUUAAGUAUUUAUCUACCAAGUUUCUACAAGCAACGGUUUCGAUGCGUGGUCAGAAGUAAAUGCAACAACGCCCAGCUCGCUACACGAAAUUGCAAAUGAAGUUAUUUGGAAUAACAAGCUUCUCUACUAUACAUUAAUAAGAAAACUGUGUACCGUAGAGAUGCUGCAGAUCUAGGGUUUCAAUUGAAAAAAUUCUCAAUCCUGAGCAAGGUUUCUUCAUUAUGGGUAAUCUAUUAAUAUAUAGAUUUAGCCAGGGCUAAAAGCGAAGCUCUCAGAAAUUUUUAUAGUUUGCUCAAACAAAAUAUAAAAUCGUGUAAUGCUAAGCGGCGAAGGCAACGAGAACUUUGAAAAAACAACAAUAGGUAUAAUGGUCAACAAGUCUUUGAACGUACAGCACACUUUUUUUGUCCAUUUCUUUGCCGUUGUUUUGCACGACUGCAACGUGAAACUUACGGAAAUUUCCAAGUUGCACGUUUUAUGGAGGAAAUGUCGGAAGUGUUCUUGUUCACUUUUUUUUUCUCUGUAACUAAUUUUCACCAUGGUGGCCGCUAGCAUCCCGCCGCUACAAAAUUUCAUGUUAUUCCUCCAACAAUAAAUGUCUCCUUUUGUUUUUUGUCUCUCGCUCUAGCUCCUCUUCUCGUUGACUGAGUUUCGCUGGCCUGUCGCUCUACUUUCUCUUUUUCUCUGUCUUUCUCUCUCUCUACAUUUCAAUUUUGUGGACAUGACAAUUAAUCUAGGCUUAACACUUUAGACAACACGGAUAUAGAAACAUUUUCCGCUUUCCGUUUUCGUCUUUGUUGGCUCUUUAGUUGUGUCUGCUUGACAAGAAGCAGGUGGCCAUACGCUUUCCCGCCAAAAUAACCUGACAUUUGGCAUCGGCUUACACGCGGUGGGUGUACGGACGGUCGUUCGGGCGUACGCUGCGUCAUAACCCAAUUUUCUUGUCAACUUAUCUCAACAAUGGGGCUCCGCCGCUCGCGCUUCGCGCAAAGGAGCUCCGCUAUUAACUCUACGCCUGCCAGUUGACGAUUGACAAUUAAAAGGGAAACUACUACACCCGUGAUGGAUCCACUUCCGGAUUCACUGCAGCUAUUCUAAUAAGUAACAAUUUGCAUUACAAGCCGCAGGCUCGAUUUUCGGGGGAUUGCGACGUUCAACGUCGCAAUCUUCGCAUAUUUCUGAAGGGCGAGGCGCCAAGUCUAUUGUUUUGAACCAAGGGUUAUAUUACAUCAAGAGACCCUGAGCCUAUCUUAAAGCUGUCAACAAGGUUCGUUUUAUUGAGCAAUCUUUCAUCUUCGACACUUAAUCCAGUUUAUCUUAAGUGGACACCCAACGUAGUUGCUAUUCACGUGCACUGUCGAAAGCAUAAUAUCAAAUAGACUUCAAAAAUUCUGCAUUGGAGCUUCACUCUUCGUCUUUAAUUUUAGCCGACCCACUCAAUAAACAAUAAAUAAGAACAAUAUUACCGAAAAAUAAUUACAACUGAGAACUUGAUGAAUAAACAAUGAAAACAACAACUCAAUAAUCUCUCAGGGAGAUCACCCGCCAAAGCGGAUACCCGCGAGGUUUGUUCGGUUUCAACAUAGACGGAGGAAAUUUUUACAUCGCUAGUAUAAAUCUGGCCUAACUGUCACAUUUGAUCGAAGAGAGAUAUUUACGCAAAAAAAAACUAUCACAGUUCACAAAUGAUUUAGACAUUAUCUUAAUAGAAAUUAAAGUAUUGCCGCCCGCGGACAAAACUAGCUUUUUUUCGGUUUCCGGUGUACAUCAAACACAGGCAUCACGCUGAAUAUUAUCCAGACUGAGAGCCGUAGAUCAGAAAAAAAAUCACAGUUACUAAAUUUCACUUUUGAAACCAACACCACUUGUCGUAAGAUUGGGCGCAUCGCAUAAGAGCUAAAGACUUAAGAGGGAGAGAAAAUAAAAAUCUACUGAAUUAUAUACACUAACGAUAUGUACAAAAACAACAACUCUGUAACGACUAGCUAAAACACGAUCGAUUCAAGAUGUGACUUACUUUAUACUUUAUCACAGCUUCUUAAGAAUGGGCGCGCCGCCUGUAAGCCAUUAGGAAGAGGAGAGGAAAAUCUACCGAAUUAUACAAACUAAAGCAAUGUAAAGAAGCUGCAUUUACUAGCUAAAACACGAGCGAUUUUAGCUAUGUACUAUUCACUUUAAGAAAAUCUCCCUUCACCUCUUAAACUUGGGCGCGCCGCCUGUAAGCCAAAAGGGAGAGGAGAGAAUAAUCUACUGAUUUACCAAACUAACACAGCGUAUAAAAACUGUAAUUGGCUAGGUAGUAAAACAUGAUCGACUCAAACUACGAAUGUUUCAAUUUAAAAAAAUCUCUCUUCACCUCUUAAACUUAGGCGCGCCGCCUGUAAGCUAAGAGGGAGAGGAGAGAAAGAAUUACUGAAUUAUCCAAACUAACAACGCAUGAAAACUGCAAUUGGCUAGGUAGCUAAAACAUGACGAUUCAAUCUACGAGUUUUUUACCUUAAAAAAUCUCUCUUCACCUCUUAAACUUGGGCGUGCCGCCUGUAAGCCAAGAGGGAGAGGAGAGAAUAAUCCACUGAAGUAUCCAAACUAACAUAGCUCAUGAAAACUGCAAUUGGCUAGGUAGUAAAACAUGAUCGAUUCAAGCUACGAGUUUUUUACCCUUGGAAAAAAUAUCUCUUCACCUCUUAAACUUGGGCGCGCCGCCUGUAAGGUAAGAGGGGGAGGAGAGAAAAAUUUACUGAAUUAUCUAAACUAACAUAGCGCAUGAAAACUGCAUUUGGCUGGGUAGCUAAAACAUGACGAUUCAAUCUACGAGUUUUUUACCUUAAAAAAUCUCUCUUCACCUCUUAAACUUGGGCGCACCGCCUGUAAGGUAAGAGGGAGAGGAGAGAAAAAUUUAUUGAAUUAUCCAAACUAACAUAGCUCAUGAAAACUGCAAUUGGCUAGAUAGUAAAACAUGAUCGAUUCAAGCUACGAGUUUUUUACCCUUGGAAAAAAUCUCUCUUCACCUCUUAAACUUGGGCGCGCCGCCUGUAAGCCAAGAGGGAGAGGAGAGAAUAAUCCACUGAAGUAUCCAAACUGACAUAGCUCAUGAAAACUGCAAUUGGCUAGGUAGUAAAACAUGAUCGAUUCAAGCUACAAGUUUUUUACCCUUGAAAAAAAUCUCUCUUCACCUCUUAAACUUGGGCGCGCCGCCUGUAAGCUAAGAGGAAGAGGAGAGAAUAACCUACUGAAUUAUCCGAACUAACACAACGUAUAAAAACUGCAAUAGGCUAGCUAGUAAAACAUGAUCGACUCAAGCUACGAGUGUUUCAAUUUAAAUAAAUCUCUCUUCACCUCUUAAACUUGGGCGUGCCGCCUGGAAGCCAAAAGGGAGAGGAGAGAGUAACCAAACUAACACAGCGUAAGAAAACUGCAAUUGGCUAGCUAGUAAAACAUGGUCUAUUUAGGCUACGAGCUUUUUUGCCCUUGAAAAAAAUCUCUCUUCACCUCUUAAACUUGGGCGCGCCGCCUGUAAGCUAAGAGGGAGAGGAGAGAAUAACCUACGGAAUUAUCCGAACUAACACAGCGUAUAAAAACUGCAAUAGGCUAGCUAGUAAAACAUGAUCGACUAAAGCUACGAGUGUUUCAAUUUAAAUAAAUCUCUCUUCACCUCUUAAACUUGGGCGUGCCGCCUGUAAGCUAAGAGGGAGAGGAGAGAAUAACCUACUGAAUUAUCCGAACUAACAUAGCUCACGAAAACUGCAAUUGGCUAGAUAGUAAAACAUGAUCGAUUCAAGCUACGAGUUUUUUUACCCUUGAAAAAAAAAUUUCUCUUCACCUCUUAAACUUGGGCGCGCCGCCUGUAAGCUAAGAGGGAGAGGAGAGAAUAACCUACUGAAUUAUCCGAACUAACACAGCGUAUAAAAACUGCAAUAGGCUAGCUAGUAAAACAUGAUCGACUAAAGCUACGAGUGUUUCAAUUUAAAUAAAUCUCUCUUCACCUCUUAAACUUGGGCGUGCCGCCUGUAAGCUAAGAGGGAGAGGAGAGAAUAACCUACUGAAUUAUCCGAACUAACAUAGCUCACGAAAACUGCAAUUGGCUAGAUAGUAAAACAUGAUCGAUUCAAGCUACGAGUUUUUUUACCCUUGAAAAAAAAAUUUCUCUUCACCUCUUAAACUUGGGCGCGCCGCCUGUAAGCUAAGAGGGAGAGGAGAGAAUAACCUACUGAAUUAUCCGAACUAACACAGCGUAUAAAAACUGCAAUAGGCUAGCUAGUAAAACAUGAUCGACUAAAGCUACGAGUGUUUCAAUUUAAAUAAAUCUCUCUUCACCUCUUAAACUUGGGCGUGCCGCCUGUAAGCUAAGAGGGAGAGGAGAGAAUAACCUACUGAAUUAUCCGAACUAACAUAGCUCACGAAAACUGCAAUUGGCUAGAUAGUAAAACAUGAUCGAUUCAAGCUACGAGUUUUUUUACCCUUGAAAAAAAAAUUUCUCUUCACCUCUUAAACUUGGGCGCGCCGCCUGUAAGCUAAGAGGGAGAGGAGAGAAUAACCUACUGAAUUAUCCGAACUAACACAGCAUAUGAAAAUUGCAAUUGGCUAGCUAAAACACGAUCGAUUUAAGGAUCCGAGUUCUUUUUUCUUAAAAAAUCUCUCUUCACAAAAUGCGUUCCUAUAAUCCAUUCCUCGAAAUUUGGAUCUGUAAAUCACUUUCGGUGAAAAUACUAAACUAGCUGCGCCCAGCGUGACAUAAAUUGAAGGAUACCAUCACAUUCACGGACAAAAGAAUAUCGCCUUUAGCUAUUCAGAUCCAGGAGGCACUUUGGAGAAGACUAAACAACCUAAAACUCUUAUUUAGCAGUAAAGGAAGAGAUUUACGUUUCAAAAGAGGUCGAAGAAAGUGCUCUUGCAUCAGAGGACAAAUCAUGCCGACCAGAAACAAUAACCGCAGAAAAUCAAUAUGCGUGUCAUGACCUCUCAGUAUGAAACAAGCGGCAAAAUUCACAUUUACUCAUUCAAAGAGUAGAACCCAGAAUAUAAUAUACCCACCAGAGAAAACAAUUUUUGGAACAAGCAGCAUUUUGGCACGAGGUAAAAGUCGUGUGUUGCCUACCAGCCCCUUUUUUACACUCUGUUAGAUGGUUCGAGCAUUUUGGCGGGAUCACGGCUCUUUUGGCGCGUGUUGUAAAUGCCCUUUGAAUUAUAAUAUUUGUGCGUUAUUGUAUAGUGAUCGAGGAUGUACACAAUACCAAAGGCAAGUAAAUAUUUUCCUCAGUUUUCCUCAGUGUCGUCAAACCGGCUUCACCGAUGUGCUCGAACUCCGCAUGCGAGAGCCAUAACAAGCUGCUCCUCUACCUUUUAAAUAAUAAAGGUCUCUCUUACCUUAUAUCGGCGAACACAGUUUCUGUCCUUCGGACAUAAUGCGAAAUAACAUCCAGAACUCUUCACGUUGAACUUUUGAAACCAUUUCGGCGACAAUAUGUAACUUACCAGGUAACGUACCGAAUAAUUAUUACUUUGGAGGGUUCGAAUUCGACCUUCAUAAAGCGCUAGAUUUUGCCUUUCGCUUAAGAAACGAAAAAAAUAUUUCUUUUUUUUCCAAGACUUGCACCAAGACCCUUUUUUAACACCAACCAUGAAUUCAAGUAUUUUCAUUAAGUGAUUUUGACGAGAACCAUAGCUGAGUUAAAAUAUCUCGCUCCGAUGGUAUAAAUUCGGCGCGCAGAAGACAAGCUCUGAUAUUUGACGCAAAUUUGUGUCCUGUCCUAAAAUGAGUUUAUUGACAGAUGAACUGACAGAAAGCGAUUAAUGUGCACACCUGAGGUGCGCAAGGAAAUGUGUCAAGACUAACGCCUUGUAGUUACUUGAGUCCAGUUUGUGGGUAUCUCCAUGGAAAUUAAGGAUCCCUGGUGCGUGCACGAAAAUCGACCUUGCGGCUCGUAAUGUUCCAGUUCUUGCUACUUCCUCAAAAACAAAUCUACCGGCUUUUCCUGGCGAAAAAACAAACAACGUCUACUGCUGAAAGUAAAGUUAGCUACAAAGUAUCCCAACAGGGAUAUUGAUUGGAAAAGUGUUUAUUCGCUAUCUUUUCGCACGACAUUAGAAUCGAAACUUAGAGAAUUUCAGUUUAAAAUAUUAAUUUGCCGACCUGUGCUUUCUGCCAAACAGAGCUGGAAUCCAUAGAACAUUUACUCUUUCCUGUAAAUUAUCGUCUAAUUUUAAGAAACAUGCCUUGUCCUGGCUGCGCGGUUAUAACAUCUUUGUUGAUAACCUUAAAGACGAUGAUGUCAUUUUUGAUAAGUUCGAUGUUGCAGAGGACACCCUGUUUAACCAAAUUUUGCUUCUGGGUAAGUUUUAUAUUUACUCUCGGAAUACCAGAAUGGUAUACCUUCUCUUCAGGAUUUCAUUGCCAGGACAAGGUGUAUUUAUAACAUCGAACUCCAUAUUGCCAGGAAAAGAGACAAAUUAAACAAUCAUCUUAAAAAUUGGAAAAAGUUAAUUAGCGUUUUUUUUAGAAUAAGUGAUGUCACGAGUAAUUUUCAGCUUAAGUUUAAACUUAAAAGUGAAGUCAUUGUAAUUUACAUACUAGGUAACUGUAUUGUUGUAAUAGCUUCGUGUGUGUUUAUCUUUGUAUUUGUCUAUUUGUACUAUAUAAGCGUGUUUUUUUUGCGUGUGUCUUUUUUUCCUUUUUGCUUCUUUUUUCUUAAUUUCCAUUAACUCGGGUAAGGUAUUCUUUAAAUGAAAAAACUCUCUUUUUAACUCUUGCCACUCAGUGCUCGAUAUUUCCUGAACUAAGAGCGAAACCGAUGAAAUUCUCCUGCUGAGCAUUAUUGAUAAAGUAAUCUCUUUCAGCCCUCCUUUAUUUAUUUCUGCCAGAUAAUGCUGUUUCUGAAGAUCCGUUUACUAGUUACCUGUUGUGGCCGCAUCUUCACUUCAGUGGUACAUUUCGCGCUGAUGUUUCUACCGUAAACAAUAACCCACUCAACUUCGACACGGACAGAUUCACUGCCGCGGAUCUCAUACGAGAUUUGGAGAAUUGGAACCCGAAGGGUAGUGGCGAGUGGAGCGUGACUGGCUCGGUAACUCAAGUAUGCUAUGCUGAUGGCCACUGCGUAGAAGAAGAUGAGGGCCACAAAAGUUCUGAACCACUCAUAGGAGCAUGGAUAGUGGGUAAUAACUGUUAGCAUUAUAGUACUGAUAGUCAAUUACCCCUUCUGGAAUCAAAAUCGUGUUCUGGCCAAAUAGGCCAAAAUUUUCACAAAAAAACAAUAGAAUAAAUAAAUUUGCUCACUCGACUUUAUUAUUAUUAUUUUUUCUCAGAUGGAGGCAACAAAACGCUUGCAAAAUUGGUCGACUUCGAUCCCGAGGCGGGUUUCUCGGAAAUUUGGGGAUGGAGAAUUAGCGUUGGAAACCUGUUUUCUGCUGAUUAUACGCCAGUUCCGUAUCAAUAUCUCUGGAAAAAAAUGGUCACUAAACGAAACGACGAUUAUACCCACGGAGCAGCGUAUCAAUCAGUUUUGUCGAAUAUUCGAUGGCACACUUCAAACGACUCGCGUUUCAUCAGAGAGCUUCAGAAUUCAAUGGACAAUAAUAACAUUAUUGACGGCAAGAGACUAUCCAUACGCUUCAAUAUGGAUAUGUACCAGGAAGAUUACCGGAAAGACAAUCUUACCAUAGGACGCAUUACGGAUAAGGUAUCUAAGUGAAAAUCUAGAGACAUUCCUAAAAAUAUUCAAAUAUUCAUAUUGUAAAUAAGGAAAGCAAACUAUGUGCUCUAUCGGGUGAUAUCUAUUUAUUUACCAGCUUUUCUGGACACAGUCCUGCCCAGAGGGAAUGUGCACGAACGGAACUCAGGUCCCAUGCGAGGUGCCAUCCCUACCCAAUCCCACAACCUGUAAAGGUUGGCCACACCACCGGGGUCUACGACCCCUACUCUUUUCGAAUAGUGAUGUGGGUUCUUUUACGUCCCACAAGAACAAAUCAGUGAAAUUGCUCUGAGACGGGACCUACGGUUUUUCGUCCUUAUCCAAGAAGACUAGAAAGUCUAACCAUUUGCAGAUGUCAUUACAAAGGCAGCACUCUCUUCUCAGUUAUUUUUAAAGACCCUGAGUGUUGGUCCAGCCGGAGUUUGAACCCUCGACCUCCCGCUCGGCAGACCGGUGCUCUCCCAACUGAGCUAACCAGGCGGCGGUUUGCAUAUAUUUGUAUAUAUCAAUGUUGAUCUUUUAAAUUUUUAAAUCCACAAACCCACUGAGGAGUUUGUAAAUACUAUGAGUACAAGUGUUUUUGGGCCUCAUAUUGUGAAGCCAACUAGAGUAAUACAUCCCACUGCUCCUUUGAUUCACAAUAUAUUUUUUAAUUCAAUUGAUUUUGAUACUGUUAGUGGCAAUGUAGUUUAUGAUCUCUCUGAUCACCUACCCAAUUUUUUAAUUAUCAACGGACGUCUAUUUAAUUAUCAAAGGACAAAAUCGUUGUACGAGACUUCUCUAGGUUGAACGACGACUCUGUUUUAAAUGACUUUUCAGCUAUUUAAGUUAAAUUUACUCUUAACCCUAGAUAAAUAAGGGGGCUAAGGAAAUCAACUGACAAUAAUAAUAUUCUGUACAGACACUUUAUUAGAACUAGAUCCUCAUACAGAACUAUUUAAAAGCUAACCAAAGUAAUGUAAAAAAUCUUUGGAAAGGUAUAACGCAACUUGUAUCACUUAAGAAAAAAGACUCCUUCAGGGCCAAUAAACUUGUUAAGGAUGAUCAAUAGAUAACUGAUCCCAAAAAAAUAGCAAAUGAAUUUAAUAAUUAUUUUGCAACCAUUGGCUCAAGGUUAGCAGCUGAGAUACCAAAUUGUGGGACAUGUACACACACAGUUUACCUUGAUAAUGCUCGCAGUUCGAGUUUUUUUUUCUCUCACCAGUAACUAACUUUGAAAUUAUAGAUAUUACAAAUACUUUAAAUUGCAAAAAGGCAAAUGGACCCUUCAGUAUCCCAGUAGUCCUUUUGAAAGUGUUAAAAAAAACUAUAUUAUUUUCUUACCCUCUUGCAAUAAUUUUUAAUUGCUCCUUGAAAUCAGGUGUUGUUCCGGAUCAUUUUAAAGUGAAAAAGGUUAUUUCAGUUUAUAAAAAAGGCUCACCUCUUAUGGCAUCUACUUAUCGUCCAGUCUCACUAUUAUCUAUAUUCAAUAAGNCCAGUAACUAACUUUGAAAUUAUAGAUAUUACAAAUACUUUAAAUUGCAAAAAGGCAAAUGGACCCUUCAGUAUCCCAGUAGUCCUUUUGAAAGUGUUAAAAAAAACUAUAUUAUUUUCUUACCCUCUUGCAAUAAUUUUUAAUUGCUCCUUGAAAUCAGGUGUUGUUCCGGAUCAUUUUAAAGUGAAAAAGGUUAUUUCAGUUUAUAAAAAAGGCUCACCUCUUAUGGCAUCUACUUAUCGUCCAGUCUCACUAUUAUCUAUAUUCAAUAAGAUUCUUGAAAGACUAAUGUAUAAUAGACUAAUUAAAUACUUUGAACAAUCAUCUAUCUUCUUCACGAUCAAUCAACAAUUUGGUUUUCGUUCCAAUCAUUCUGCAGUUCAUGCUCUUAUUCUUAUGGUGUAUAAAAUCCAAAAACCCACCGACAGUAGGAAUUAUUCCCGUGGUAUUUUGAUUGGGCAAUGUAAGGCCUUUGAUACUGUUGACCAUCACAUCUUGCUUGACAAAUUAGACUACUACGGUAUCAGGGGCAUUGCAAAUGGUUUUCUUCCUAUUCAUCUAAUAGGAGUCAAUUUGUCUCUCUGGGCACUAUAUAUACUGUGAUGCAAAACAAAUUCUACGUGCAGUGUCACAGGGCUCCAUUCUAGGGCCUUUGCUGUUUUUGAUAUUAUGUAAAUGAUCUCCAUAAAUUUUCCAGUGUACUUGAUUUCCUCCUUUUUGCAGAUGAUACCAACAUUUUUAUACAGCAUAAAAAUUUACAUUCCCUUGAGUUGAAAUUAAAUCAAUAUUCUAAUCGUGAUUCUCAUUCGAGUCCGCUGUUUUCACAGCUGCUUUAAUCAAGCUCAUGGAUCUUGUGACUAUUCAUACAGCCCUUCCAUCAAAAUCUACCACCUUAUGCUUUUGACAACUUCUUUUCACUUAUAUCAUCUAGCAUGGUAUAACACUAGGCUAGCAUCAAAGUCAAUUUAUUAUAUUGAUCAUGUCAGAACUAAUUACUGUAAAUUUAAUAUACACUUCUCUCAAUGGUCCUUCUGUUUUCAAUAGUCUGGAUGAAAUUUAUAUAAAAAGCAGUUCUUUCAAUCUAUUGAGGCAAACCAUGACGGUAGAUAUUUAGACGAUAGGAUAGAUAGGUAGACGGUAGAUGUAUUUAUCAACUUACCGUUGAUGCUGGCCAGUAUGGAAUAACUUACCGUUAUUAACGUAAACUUUAUAAUUCUCUGGUACCGUUCUUGUUUUUGUUUGUUUGUUUUGUUUUGUUUUUUCUUUUAUGUUGUCCUAUAUAUUGUAUCGUAAUUAAAUUAAUCAACUAAUUUAUUUUUUAUUACUUUUUUCUCACUAAAUUUAUGGUAUUUUUGUUCUCAAUCUUUAGUGAGUUGCAACCCUAUAAAAUGUAAUUUAACUAUUGUAAGUGACUCAGCUCGUUUAGUUUUUUUGCAAUUCUGAGUUGUUUUUUUUUGCCUGAUGUAUUUUAAUUUAUGCUGUUCUUGUAAUUGUUUUAAGUUCGCAAAAUAUAAUGGUUGGUUGUUGUGUGACGACUUCAACCGGGACACCUAAGGACUUUCAGUCAAUCAGAAACCGCUCUUUUAACAAAAAAAUUUGGGCGGGGAGACCUCAUAGGGAACUGUCCCAUUUUUCGAUUGGUCAUAGUUUCGAACCUAGAUGUUUUUGCCGUCUAGAAUGGUGUGUCGUAUACACUUCUUCAUUUGUGUGGCUGCUUUUUCUAAAAUAUAGAAGCUGUUUAUAGAUUGAACGGCUGGCUACACAUAUUGCUUGGUAAGGGAUAUAAAAGUGCCUUGUAUCUUUGGGCGAAAAAAGCAGACUGGUUACAAGAAGUUCUUUGAAAAUACGCACUGUUCUUAAACGGUUACACGUUGUCGAUUACCCAGUAUUAUAGACACCUGGAACCCUUUUGCGGGCAAAGUGUGGCAAAUUUCUACCGUUAUCGUUAAGAACACAAUUCUCAGCUGCACUGAAUGAUUUCGACUUCCACUUUCAAGAAGGCAAGGCACAUAAACAGCUAAAAAUUGAAAUUUGAUUAUGAGAAAAGAGAAAAUAAGAUUCUUUGGUCUUUGAUUGGCUUACGCUAGAAGUAAGCCAUUCGAACCGGCGAAAAAUUUAGGAUCAAAACUAACCAUUCGAAAAAUAGAACAGUUUCCGAUGAGGUCUUCACGCCCAAUUCUUUGUUAAAGGAGCGGUCUCUGACCUUAAAGGAGCCGUCUCUGACCGGCUGAAAGUUCUUAGGUGGCCCCGGUUGAAGUCGUCACACUGUAAGACUUUUGCCAAGCUUCUUUUCCAUUUUGUAUAGACGUAAACUAAGGUCUCAGAAAGGUCUCCGAUCCUUAUAAUUAAUCCCGUUUUCUUCUGCUGGGGCUUUUGAUAUGUUAUUAAGGAUAGUUUUCAGAGUGUAAAACAUUUGGAAUGUCUUCUGUUGCAAUUAGGUCUAGGUUACCUACUUUUUUUUCCACAAAAUGACUGGACCACAAGGGCAGGAAAGCACUCUGUUAUCUUCUCAUGGUCGACAUGUGAUGGUCUUUAUUUAAGACAUCCCUUCUUUAUUUAAGACUAUCUUGGCGUCUCGCAAGCCGGCCAUGCUCAUUCUGCGGUUUUUGGUACAAUCAGCCAAGAUAUCUACAAAAUUCACUAGAAUCUUUCCCUUCCCGACAGUUGAUGACCGCAAUAUCAUGCUGCUUGAGGGCAUCCAAAGCGAAAAAUUUUGUAAGAUUCGCUCGGGCGCUGAUGAUAAAAAGCUCUGAACGCUGUUUUCAGCAACAAGUACUGUAUCCGGCUGAACCACCCAAUUCUGGCUGAUCACGGGCUUUUUUACCCUGAGGCCCUUUACAAUGACCUUGUUUUCGAGCUGACGCUUCCCCCCCCCCCCCCCCCCCCCCCCUCACACAGAGAUCGACACACACAGAAAAACUUACUCCCAAAAUACGACAAUUAUAGAACCCCUUAUAAACACACUAAAGAAAAAGGAAAGCCAUUGGGAGCAAGCCGAGAAAACGCGAGCCCAUAAAGACACGUAUGAAUCUUGUAAUGUAGUACAUUCGUGCGGAGUUCUUCCGAAGAGUACAAGAAACUGAUAGCUGAACUGAAAAAAAAAAUUGUCCUAUCUGACCUUUGCCCUGCACCAUACCUACGGAAUCAAAAUGCAAAAUUGAAAACUUCAAAUUAAGGCCAUGGCUGAACAAGAUGCGCUCAACGAAUUCAUGCAAAUGCUGGAGACCACUCCAGACAGCUCCAAACCCAUUCUUGUUUCUCUUUCCCCUCCCAACAAGUUCCAGAAGAACGUGUGAAGCUGGCUGUUCUUGUUUCCAAGGGCAAACCGAACGAGGCACUUGUUUCCCAACUUACACAUGAAACGAUGAAACGCCUUUCAAACAGAGAGGUUAAAAAAAAUUGCAAACGGUAUGAGGCCUACGAUGACAGGAAGACAACUGAGACUUUGCUUGCCAGCAAAGCCAUUGGUAUGGUUGUCAAAGUGGAUGACGAAGAAGCUUUGCAAAAAGACCUGACCUGA
This is a messenger RNA of Porites evermanni, 12878 nucleotides long. The record is from the annotation of a GenBank genome assembly. Lineage: Eukaryota; Metazoa; Cnidaria; Anthozoa; Scleractinia; Poritidae.